AUGGCGCAUGCUCAAAGGAAGCGUGCCGGUGAGCGCAAAGUUCUAGAUUACUAUGACGUUCUGUUACGCGAGCAGGAUGUUGCCUUGCUAGAAGGUCCGCACUGGCUGAACGACCAGGUGGUUGCCUUCUUCUUCGAGUACCUGGGGCGAGAGGGACUGCUGCAGGAAUGCGGCUCCUCGCAUCAAUCGAAAGAGCACGUGGAGUUUCGGGAGGACAUCAGCGACAUUGCUAGCGGCAUUCUGUUGGUACCACCCGCCACUUCCUUCCUGCUCAUGCAUUCACCUCCGGAGCUGGCGACUGAGGUGCUGCAGCCCCUCCAGCCCCAUCGGCGGAGUUUGGUGCUCUUCCCGGUGAACGACAACCCCCACGUGGAUGAGGCGGAGGGCGGGAGCCACUGGACGUUGCUCGUGUACCACCGCCCCUCCAACACGCUACGGCACUACGACUCGAGCCCCGCCUCCUCCCCUCCAGCCGCCGCCUCCCCCACCGGCCCCGGUGGCGGCAGGAGGCCCUCCUCCAGGAGUUCUUGGGCAGCUAGGAAGCUAGCGGAAGCUGUGGGACCAGCUCUGGUUGGUGGUGGUGAUGAUAAUGCUGCCGGUAAUGCCGGUGGUGCCGGUAAUGCCAGGAGGGGGGGUGAAAGUAGUGGUAGUGGUGGUAGUGGCGAUGGAGGGGAUAUUGGCAGAGGUGGCAGCAGCGUCGCGCGACCCAAACUGGUCGAGGUGUCGUACAUGCCGAGUCAGACUAACUGGUACGACUGUGGCGUGUAUGUGUUGGCGGUGGCGCGGGCGACAACGUACACGCUGGAGUUCCUUUGCUUCGGAAAAUAUGGAAUGAUCGAUCUCCCAACCGUUUAUAUGCGCCUUUGGGAAGAAGGCACCGGCACCGGCAUCAGCACCGACUGGCACAAGGGCACGGAAUUUAUGGCGUAUAUCCCAUAUCCGACCUGUUAUGGGGAUUUCGAGGACCUGUUUUGUCGGCAAGAACUUUUCACAAGCACGCGCGUGUGCGGCGAUGGGAAAGUGUCAAAGCAUAACUAG
Messenger RNA from Volvox carteri f. nagariensis, 1038 nucleotides. RefSeq lists its product as uncharacterized. Gene Ontology annotation, biological process: proteolysis. The record is from RefSeq and is a predicted model, not a curated record. Bases 1 to 1038 code for a protein of 345 amino acids. Gene Ontology annotation, molecular function: deNEDDylase activity; cysteine-type peptidase activity. The transcript has 7 exons. NCBI's taxonomy places the organism in Eukaryota, Viridiplantae, Chlorophyta, Chlorophyceae, Chlamydomonadales, Volvocaceae.